Cyclopterus lumpus (lumpfish) is the source of this 2839-nucleotide messenger RNA. It is a transcript of the gene ctdsp2, whose product is annotated as CTD (carboxy-terminal domain, RNA polymerase II, polypeptide A) small phosphatase 2. NCBI's taxonomy places the organism in Eukaryota, Metazoa, Chordata, Actinopteri, Perciformes, Cyclopteridae. Gene Ontology annotation, molecular function: RNA polymerase II CTD heptapeptide repeat phosphatase activity. The transcript is spliced from 7 exons. The coding region runs from base 623 to 1408 and encodes 261 amino acids. The record is from RefSeq and is a predicted model, not a curated record.
GCCCGCGGAGUCCCAACCGUAGAAAAACAAAGCCCCGGAUAACAACAAAACUCAUAUUUUACAUUAAAGUGCACACGGGAAUCGGUUUUAUUGGAUCUAACCCGACGAUAGAGGUCGUCUUUCGGUGUUUUUCAUCGCUGUUUAAAGCCUUUCGGGCGAUGUUGUUUAUUUGUAGUAAGGGGGGGCUUGAAACCGCCCUCCCUUGCCCCAUUUCCUCGGUUGUUUUCCUUCUCUCGCCUGGAUUCUCCAUGUUGUUGGUGCAAGAGUGAAGGCUUCGCAGCGACGGGUAGAGGGGGGCUGCUCGGCGAUACUACCCGUAAUAGUAGUGGUAAACCCGAAACGACGGAGCUGACAGAGACUCAUAUACCCUCCAAAAAAAUAUAUAUCCAAGUGCCUUGCCCCCUCCCCGGGCGGCGGACCUCCAAGAAAAGAAGAAGAAGCGGGGGAAUAAAGAAACCCAGGAACCAGAUACAUCCUACUCUCAUCGGGGAUUUGUUACUGAGGCGGAUGACAAGUUACCUCGGCGAAUAAUUGAGUAGACUUUUCAAUAAAACCCAAUGAGGGAUGCCCAUCAGUGCUCGCGGACAGGAUUUGAGGAUUUUGAGGGCUCCGUGAUUGUCAGAUGGAAAGUUCUGUUAUCACCCAAGUGCAGAAAGAAGACGUUCAAGUGUCACCGAAAACAGGCCAGGUGAGCCGGUCUGCCCUAAAACAGCCUCGGAGUUGUAACAUCUUCAAAGCACUCUUCUGUUGCCUCAAAGCUCAGGAUGGCCCCAAACCACCACCAACACCACCACAUCACCAUCAGGCCUUGCUGGAGUCGCAAGAAAAUGGGACGGUUGUCAAGCAACCUGAACCUAGCCUCCUGCCUGAGAUGGAGGCCCAGGACCAAGGGAAGAUAUGCGUGGUCAUAGACUUGGAUGAGACCCUGGUGCACAGCUCAUUCAAGCCUAUUAGUAAUGCAGACUUCAUCGUUCCUGUGGAGAUAGAGGGGACCACACACCAGGUGUAUGUCCUGAAGAGGCCGUACGUGGAUGAGUUCCUGCAGAGAAUGGGAGAGUUGUUUGAAUGUGUGCUGUUUACAGCCAGUCUCGCAAAGUAUGCAGACCCAGUGACGGACCUGCUGGAUCACGCAAGUGUAUUCCGGACCCGGUUAUUCCGGGAAUCUUGUGUAUUCCACCAGGGCUGCUAUGUCAAAGAUUUGAGCCGCCUGGGCAGAGAUCUCCACAAAACCCUCAUCCUGGAUAACUCUCCUGCCUCCUACAUCUUCCACCCUAAUAAUGCUGUUCCUGUGGUGUCAUGGUUUGAUGACGUGGAUGACGCUGAGCUGCUCAACCUUCUGCCGGUGUUUGAGGAACUUAGUCAAGCUGAUAAUGUUUACACCCAGCUGGACCAGCUUCGUGGACAUUAAGUUCUCAGAGGACCUGCUCUGCAGCUCUCUGAAAAGCUCCAGCUUGAAACUUCUUUGUUGUUGUAUUAGCGUGGGGGUUAAGGAAAUCCUAAGCCUGAAAAACACAAUGUGUUUGGCUGAGCUGAAACUAUAGAUUGCAAUCUGAGGCCUUUCCUGUGAACCUCAGUGCUGAUUAUUGACAACCACUAUUUGAAAGAGCGGGAAUCAACAACCAAAGCAAUCCCAUCACAAUCACUCCAGUUACAAUAUUAAAGUGGUUCUUUUGCCAAAGCAGAAGCCUGCCUGCCCUGACUUGACUUUUGGACUUCUUUUUUUUUCAUUCUUGUGCCUUUUAUGGAACAACAACAACAACAAAAAACAUCAGCUCUUUUUUUAGAUUUCCACCAGAUUUUAUACAUUUAUUGAUUUCUUUUUAUAGGUUGUUUUAUAAGGAAAUCUAUUUUUAAAUGGUGAACAUGGUUCCUCUAUGCAACCCAGUUCUGUAAGUACAUGGACAGUACCUCCCAAGUAGCCAGUCAAUAAUUGCAUUCAUCAGAUGUAAACAUUACUGUAGCCUUAUUUACCUGUAAGGGAGCAGCAAAACAAAAGUGUAUUUCACUUAUUUGUUCUAUAAAUAUAAUUUCUACAAACCAUGCGAAUAUACAUCAUUAGUAGUCCAAUUAGUAUUUGAUAUGUUAAGUAAACAGGGUGAAAUCUUGUCUUUGAUGGUCCGUUGAAAGCAGACACACUGGAAUAUGUUGGCACAUAGGACGACCAUAAAUGCCAGUUUUCAUUCGAGGUUUAAUAAUAACUCGUUUGUUACUAUGUUUUUCUUUUAUUACGAUAUGACAAAUAACUUGCACUUGUUUUAUAUUGACAGUGCUGAAAGUAAAAACUGUGCCUUUGAUAUCCGGACAGAGAAUGGUGUUCUGCCUGAAAAAGAGAUUUGUAGGCCUACACACUCUGAUGUGUCAUGCUGAGCGUGAGAAAACACUGUCAAGAGCAAGUGUAAUGCCGUGCGGCUGUGGUACUUGCAGUGCAACACUUGAAAUAUCAAAUUUGUUAGCAUGUGUGAGUGUUUUUUUUCUAUAUUUAUUGGCCAAAAAUCUGUAUUAUCCAGUACUUCUUAAUGCUUAACAUUGUUUUGUAUCCAUUUGCCUACUUUGAGGCUGGCCUUGUAAUUAACUGUUUAAUCUGUGCCUAAAAUUCACACAUUUUGCUGUCAAAGUUCAAAGAUAAUUCAAAACUCAAGCAGGUAAAUCAAAUAAACAAAUAGAUGUAAAUCCAAGAUUCAAUCAUGUAAGAGUACAUUUUCUUUUUUAAUUUUUUAUUCAGUACAAAAGAUAUUUUAUGGGGGGUGUUUCCUGGGUAAUAUGCUUUUUCUAUGAUGUUUAAUGUCUGAUGCAAUUAUUGCCUGCAUGUUAACUAGUAAAAUAUGACAAUGAAAUUGUA